Molecule: messenger RNA, 801 nt
Organism: Suillus discolor
Lineage: Eukaryota; Fungi; Basidiomycota; Agaricomycetes; Boletales; Suillaceae
Product: Cerato-platanin
Exons: 2
Coding region: 265-690 (141 amino acids)
Source: RefSeq, a predicted model, not a curated record
ACUAUUACUCUUCUCAACGCGAAUUAAUGACCCAAAUGAUGCGGUCAUGACUUUCCGAGUGCGACGAUUCUCUCGAGACACCAUACGGCCACAUGUACUGACGUUUUAGGGUGCAUGUAUCCAACGGAGAAGUCGAAACAUAAACGCAUAAAGGGAGGCGACUUUUAAAAAGCAAAUUGCACAUCGGGCCUCAACUUUCAGCUCAUUCAUUCCUCAGCUACACUACCACACUUCAUCCACCUCACAAGCAAAGCGCCUUGCAUCAUGAAAUUCUCAUCUGUCCUGUUCUCCAUCUCCGUCUUUGUCCUUUCCGCCUUAGCACAAACGACAGAAACCCUUUCAUAUGACAGCACGUACGAUAACGGCUCCCUCUCCCUUUCCAGCGUCGCUUGUUCAGAUGGUGCCAACGGGCUUCAGACAAAGGGAUACACGACCCUUGAUUCACUUCCCACAUUCCCUAAUGUCGGCGGUGUCUACACCGUGACGGGGUGGAAUUCCGCUGCGUGCGGGGCCUGCUAUAACGUCACAUACGGGGGUAAAUCUGUUACUAUCCUCGCGGUUGACGUAUCCAAAACCGGCUUCACUGUUUCAGAGGCAGCCAUGAACACCUUGACUGGUGGCCUGGCCGUUGAGCUGGGAAGAGUGGAUACUAUGGCAACCCAAGUGGAUGCGUCAUUAUGUGGAUUGUAGUUGCAUUGCAUCGGAAGUUUCUUCUGCGUCUGGACUCUGAGAUCUGAGUGUCAGAUAGACAAUAACGCUCAAGCUGAGACUUGGGACUUACGGUUUCAAUGGACUUGAAUC